AUGGCUUCCGAAAGAGAAUCUAGAAUUGAUCUAGGUAGGUUGGGAACACAACCCAGUGGCCGCCAGCCUGAAACGAAGCACAAUGCCGGUGUAUCCAGUAACAGUCCCGCGCAAAAUCGCUUGAAGAAGGUUCCACAGCAGGGCGAGACACCCCACGGCAAAACAACUGCAGCUCUUUCCAAGAAGCCCAAGUCUCCUUGGACGGGCUACAUUAAACUCUAUAGCCUUCAGUUUGGAGCUAGUGAUUACUUCCAAGUGGCCGAGGAGGUUUUCAAGAAGAAAGACUCUAAUCCAGAUCAUAACCCUGUUGUGAUUGUAAAGUCUUUCUCCAAUGCUGAGGCUAAGUCAUGCAUGCAAUACAUACAACGAAUCAAUCACAAAAACUUCGUCCCGGUCAGGAACUUCUUCUCCACCAACGGAGAAUCUUUUAUUGCUUUUGAGUUUAUGCCGCUCUCACUCUCGGAACUUGCUGGCCAUCCGCUCAUGGAUGACUGCAGGUUGGCUUCUAUCCUGGGACAGAUCGUCGACGGGCUGGUGUAUUUGGACGAUCAUUGUCUGGAACACACUCAACUUACAUGUUCUAACAUUCUAGUUGACACCGCGGGCAACGUGAAACUAUGGGCACAGGAACAUGUUCAGGGUGGCUCAGACCGCAAAAGGCAUGUGCAAGGUCUGCGCCGCAUAGCGAUACAGUUGAUACAAGGCUAUAUCGACGAAGAUGAGCCCGACGGCCCAGGCGGGAUACCGCAGUGUCCGGACGGACUCAAAUUCGUCUCUGACAUGGAGAGGGCAUCAAGCACGGAAUCACUGAAAAAGCAUUCACUACUGCAACUUCCUUGGCAUAAAAGUCGGCUCGCCGGUAUGAUAUCACUUGUACACAUUUGGGUUGAUCGCGGAUACAAAUUUCAUCCUUAA
Messenger RNA from Pochonia chlamydosporia 170, 915 nucleotides. Its product is annotated as kinase domain-containing protein. Gene Ontology annotation, biological process: protein phosphorylation. The transcript is spliced from 4 exons. The record is from RefSeq and is a predicted model, not a curated record. Gene Ontology annotation, molecular function: ATP binding; protein kinase activity. Lineage: Eukaryota; Fungi; Ascomycota; Sordariomycetes; Hypocreales; Clavicipitaceae. Bases 1 to 915 code for a protein of 304 amino acids.